Messenger RNA from Oryza sativa Japonica Group (Japanese rice), 1863 nucleotides. RefSeq names its product protein neprosin. The record is from RefSeq and is a predicted model, not a curated record. Lineage: Eukaryota; Viridiplantae; Streptophyta; Magnoliopsida; Poales; Poaceae.
GCUAUGGCGACCGACCGGUCACUUCCCACUCCCCAGUUCCCAGUGAACAGAGCAGGAGCAGCCUCCACUCCUCCUCUGCCACUCCACUCCCCACCACCACUCGCAUCACCAUCCAUCCAUCCAUCUCCAACCCAAGCCGAAUCACACCAAUCGCCAUCGCCAUCGCCAUCGCCGUGCGUGGUCGCCGGUGCCGGCGGCGGAGGGGGAGGGGGACCAAGGGAAAAGAGAGAAGGUGAGCUGAGCUGAGCUGAGGUGAAGUGGUGCUGAGGCGAGUGACUGGGGGGCAAUGGCAGCGGCGUGGGUGCUGGCCGCGGCGGCGGCGUUGGCGCUGUGGGCGGCGGCGGCGGAGGGGGCAAGGUCGCCGGCGGCGAGGGUGCACCGGCACCUCAAGAGGCUCAACAAGCCGGCCGUCAAGAGCAUCGAGAGCCCAGAUGGAGACAUCAUCGACUGCGUGCAUCUCUCUCACCAACCAGCAUUUGAUCAUCCCCUACUCAAGAACCAUACUCUCCAGAUGAGGCCGGCCUACCACCCUGAAGGCUUGUAUGAUGAUGACAAGAGAAGCGUGGCCUCUGACAAUGCCGGCGAGAAGCCGAUGCUCCAGCUAUGGCAUCAAAAGGGGAGGUGCCCGGAGGGCACCGUCCCGAUCAGGAGAACGAAGAAGGAUGAUCUGCUCAGAGCGAGCUCGUUGCGGCGGUAUGGCAGGAAACGGCAUACCGCCGUGAACCCGCUGUCCAUUGAUCCCAACAUGCUCAAUGAGGGUGGUCACCAACAUGCCAUAGCGUAUGUGGAGGGGGAUAAGUACUAUGGUGCCAAGGCCACCAUUAAUGUGUGGGAGCCCAAGAUUCAGCAGCCUAACGAGUUCAGCCUGUCCCAGCUCUGGAUCUUGGGGGGUUCAUUUGGUGAGGAUCUCAACAGCAUCGAGGCCGGGUGGCAGGUCAGCCCAGACCUCUAUGGAGAUAAUAACACUAGGCUGUUCACAUACUGGACUAGUGAUGCUUACCAAGCAACAGGGUGCUACAACAUAUUGUGCUCCGGAUUCAUUCAGAUCAACAGCGAGAUCGCCAUGGGCGCGAGCAUCUUCCCCAUCUCGAACAUCGCCGGCUCACAGUAUGAUAUCAGUAUUCUGAUCUGGAAGGACCCAAAGGAAGGAAACUGGUGGAUGCAGUUCGGCAGGGAGUAUGUCCUCGGCUACUGGCCGUCCUUCCUCUUCUCCUACCUCGUCGACAGUGCGUCGAUGGUCGAGUGGGGCGGGGAGGUGGUGAACUCGGAGCCCGACGGCACGCACACGUCGACGCAGAUGGGGAGCGGGCGGUUCCCGGAGGAAGGGUUCGGCAAGGCGAGCUACUUCAAGAACAUCCAGGUGGUGGACAGCAGCAACCAGCUGAAGGCCCCCAAGGGGGUGGGCACCUACACCGAGCAGUCCAAUUGCUACGAUGUUCAGAACGGCAACAAUGGCGACUGGGGCACCUACUUCUACUAUGGCGGCCCGGGGAAGAACUCGAAUUGCCCAUGAAUUUGGUGAUGAAGAAGCUGAUGAUAUAUAUAUAUUUAUAUAUAUAUAUAUAAUAUAUGGUGAAGUGUGCAAGUGUAACCAAGCAUUAAUCAUGUGUGGAAUACAGAUUGAUCUGCAUCUGUUUCUUAAUUUAGCCCUAGGUAGUAUAUGUGUAUCUUUCCUACUGAUUUUCUUUUUCUUCUCUUCAUUAGUUUUUUCUUCUUCUUUUUCUGAUGUGCCAUGUAAAAGUUUCUGAAGAGAAGCAUGGCGUGAGGUGGUGGUGCAGGGGUGAUGAUGACAAUUGAUUUGUGGGUAAUUUGCAAGUCAAACGGCUUGUGAUCAGUACUACAAAUUUAUUAGCUGUUGUGUUA